GUACGCUUUCUCAUCAUGAUUCUUAGCAAAUUGCCCCGUCCAGGACACAUUCCCGUUGAAGUCAAACCACUUAUCUUCAUCGUCAGCGCCGCAGUAACAGGUGCCCUCUUCGCUUCUGCCCGUAAGCUUGGAACUGACGAUUCUCUUCGCAAGAGAAAUGCUUAGCAUAUAAAACUAUAACUGAAAUCAACGGCUAGGCAUGACUUCGUGAAGUAAUUUAACUUGCUACUUCCAAGUUACAUGUUUAUCGAGAGCAGCGAUCCUGCAUUUCCAAAAGCCACUUUGUAAAUAAACUCUUUAAACCUAUCUAUACUACGU
Umbelopsis ramanniana AG is the source of this 318-nucleotide messenger RNA. RefSeq lists its product as uncharacterized. The coding region runs from base 16 to 165 and encodes 49 amino acids. The record is from RefSeq and is a predicted model, not a curated record. The transcript is spliced from 2 exons. NCBI's taxonomy places the organism in Eukaryota, Fungi, Mucoromycota, Umbelopsidomycetes, Umbelopsidales, Umbelopsidaceae.